AUGGAAGACACAGUAUCGAAAACAUUGGCGACCUUCAUGGAGGAAGAUGGAGGGUUUCCUAAUGACAACAUCUUCAACACACUUCUCCCAAUUGCUCGUGAAAUAGACCAAGCCAUCUUUCAUGACCCCACGAAGGGCGUCAAUGCCACAUAUGACCAAUUCAUCACUGAUGUGAUUCAUACGCGCCACCAAUUGAGACAACAUCUCUCGACAUACCUUGACCCUGAAAAUCCCACAAUCUUUGGGGACUCAGUGUUGAUUUGCACAUUAUCCCACGCCAACUACGAAUAUGCAGUUGCCGCAUUCGCAAUUCUAGCCCUUGGAGCGACACUUGUGCCCAUACCAACAAAUACCAGCCCCGAGCUUCUUCUGCACCACCUUCGCAGAAGCCCCGUCAAAUAUGUCCUUGCGAGCGCCGACUUCCGCGAAACAGCAAGCCAAUUUCAGGCAUUCGCAAACCAGAACUUUCUCCCAGAAAUCCGAGUCGAGUCAAUCCCAACCAUGAACACCUGCCCCGCCACCUUAUGGGAUCUACCAAACCUCCCAAUUUCCGAAAAAACUACCAUUCCAGAAUCCCGUCCCGGUAUCAUCUUCUUCUCCUCGGGUUCAACCGGAGUACCCAAAGGCAUCGUUCACAGCCGAGCCUAUUUCUACGACCGACCUCGUCUUGACUCCGAUGAAGGCUUCUUCGUCCAUCGACCUGCCAGUUGGCUCGCAGGAACAAUGCCACUAGUAGCUGCCAUUCUGGGCGGUGCCCGUGCCGAGAUUAUUAGCCCUUAUGCGCCGGGUCAGGAAUUUUGGGAUCGUCUACGAACGGAUAAAGUCACUAGAAUUACUUCGACGGUAGUGCUCUGGGAGAAGCUGGCUCACCAUUUCAAGGAUCAUCUUAUGGAUCACCCUGAGAGGGAAGAUUAUGUUGCUGGGCUGCAUCAUUUGCGUUCUCCUAUGAUUGGUGCUAGCGUACCGGUUCCUUCUUUAUUGAAUUUCUAUCGUCAUGAAUUGAAAAAGCCACUUUCGCAUCGGUAUGGCUCGACGGAAACUGGCAAGCUAAUCGCUGGAAUGACGGAUGAAGAGGAUGCCAGUAUUGAGGAGCAUCGAUGCAUUGGGAGACAGCUAUUCCCAGAACACCCUUUCAAGAUUUCUGAUGAGGGAGAAUUGUUAAUUGGAGGAUUGACGACUCUUCUUGGAUAUUUGAACGACGAAGCUGCAACCAAGAAAGCUAUCGAUGAAGAAGGAUGGUUCCAUACAGGAGACUUAUGUCACAAAAAUGGAGAUUAUUAUUUCUUCGACGGUCGGGCAUCUGCAGACUUCAUCAAAACUGCUGGCGGUCCAGUCCCAGUGUGCCAACUCGAAGAUGUGGUUCAAAACCUUAAAUACUUCAAAAUGGCAUACGUUAUCCCCGUAGAGGAUGAAGUGGUGGGACGAAGAGUUGGAGUUAUUGCUCGACCUGCCGCAGAACCAGUUGAUAUUCACAGAGUACGAGCUGAUCUCGCAGCUCUAGUUCUGCCUCACAUGCUUCCCAGUGCGUUACGUUUACUUGAGGAACAUGAGACCAUGCCAUUAACGUACACGGACAAAAUUUCGAAGAAGGGAGUUAUGAAGAAGUUCUUCGCUUGCGAUGCCGAAGGGAAGCUCCCGCAGGAUGUGGAGUUGAUAGAUCUCGAGUUCAAAUAA
Messenger RNA from Penicillium angulare, 1674 nucleotides. Its product is annotated as class I adenylate-forming enzyme family protein. The transcript is spliced from 5 exons. Lineage: Eukaryota; Fungi; Ascomycota; Eurotiomycetes; Eurotiales; Aspergillaceae. The record is from RefSeq and is a predicted model, not a curated record. Bases 1 to 1674 code for a protein of 557 amino acids. Gene Ontology annotation, biological process: fatty acid biosynthetic process. Gene Ontology annotation, molecular function: very long-chain fatty acid-CoA ligase activity.